Funneliformis mosseae is the source of this 4935-nucleotide messenger RNA. The record is from the annotation of a GenBank genome assembly. Lineage: Eukaryota; Fungi; Glomeromycota; Glomeromycetes; Glomerales; Glomeraceae.
AUGGAAUCGGAAACAUCUCAGACAGACGAUAAUAAUGAACUUCGCCAAAAGUUGACCAUUGUCAAGGCUACUUACGAAAACAAGAUACGAGAUUACAAGAAGUCGAAUGAUGAUCAAAAGCGCCUCGUGGAAGAAAACAAAAAAAGAUUGAUAGCAAUUGAAAAUGAAAAUAGUCGGUUAAAAGAUGAAAACAAACAAUUGAAGGAUGAAAUAGAAAGGGCGCUUUUUGAAUGUGCACAGCAAGAGAAACUACAAGAGCAAGAACGGGAAAGUCGUAUAUCUCUUGAGACAGCCAAAUUUCAAGAGUUGGCUCAAGCGAAAGGCAAUUAUAUAAUGUCUUCUUUAAGACAACAACACCAUAAUCAAAUACAAAAGCUGGAGAAUGAGCUUCAAGAAUGUAGGAAUAGCGAAUAUCAAUUACAACAUAAAUGUAGGCUAUCGGAACUCGAAAAAGAUUCGUAUAUGAAACGAUGCGAGUCGUUAGAGAAAGAUGUAGAACAAUGGCAAAAUUUAGCCAAAUCGGCGAUAGAAGAAAAGCUUCAAACUGCAACGAUAGAUCUUGACAGAUACCAACAAUCAUCUCAAAGUUAUGAGCGUGCUUAUAAAGAUCAAAUUAUUGUUGCUCAAAAAGCAAAUUCAGAUAAGGACGAGGCGAAUCAAUAUCAUCGUGAACAGUUGAGACUUUUGAAUACAGAACUAGAAAACGCGCAACGUUUAAUACAAAUUAAUGAAAAACGCGAGGAAGAACAUCAAAAACUUAUGACAGAAACUAAAGGAGUUGUUGAUGACUUAAAUAAUACUCUAUUGGAGACUAAAGCAAAAUUUGAAGAGAAACAAAAUUUACAUGAUGAAAUUCAAAGACUAAAAGAAGAGAAUCGACAAUUGAGCGAUAUAUCUGCAAUUGCUGAUACUACUCCAGUUGGAGCUGUAAACCUUGCAUUGCAGAAAAAAGGAAAAUCUAUAGUUCAAUUGUAUUCUGAAUACUCCAAGCUUCAAGAACGGAUUAUAGCCGAAGAGAAGAAGAAUAUGGAGCUUUUGCAACUUUUGAAUACGUUCAACCAUGAAAUCGAAUAUGAUAGAAUCGUCAAUGAGCAUAGGCAAAUGUCCGAACAACUUUUACAACGUGAUAAAGAAAUUGAAAACACCAAAGCAUUAUUAAAAAACUCCAGAUCAGAAAAUCAGGAACUUAACGACCGAAUCAUUGAGCUUCAAAACGAAAAAGAAUUGUGUGUCAAACACAAUACGUCACUAUUAGAAGAACUCGACAAGCUUCGUAAAGAAGGCUCAACAAGUGUUGAAUUAAACGUUAACGGAGAGCCGGUCAAAUACGAUGAUUUAAGUUCAUUAUAUUCGCGUACCCUUCAUUUAGAAUCUGAAAAAACAAUUAUGAUUAGGAAGAUGCAAAGUUAUCAAAACAUGAUUAGUGAGUUAGAAGUCCAAAUAUCUCUUAAAAAUACUGAGAAUAAAAAUGCGGUUGGGGAAGUUACUCGACUUCAACAGCGUCUAAAACAAUGCCAGACACAAAUUGAAACGCUUGAACGUGAAAGAGAUUUGGAAUUACGUAAACGUCGCAGUAUGUCUAUUGAAUUAACCCCAAUAAAGGGUGCACACCAAAUGAACGUUUCCUCUGCUUCAUUCUUACCCGAAUAUCAACCGGAGAAUACAGACUUGAAGAACCGCCUUGAUAUUGCUACUGAUGAAAUUAAGAAUUACGAAGAGAAGUUGCGAAAGGCAAACCAAGAGUUGGCUGUAUUCCGUCACGAAAAGAUUCAACUUUCAUACGAUAAACAGCACUUAGAAGAACGAUAUAAAAUCCUUGAUAGCCAUUUCAACAUGAAAAAUGAUGAAAGUAAAUCCAAUAAGGAUUUAUUACGACAAGUACAAAAGAUAAACGAACAAUUAGAGAAACAAGCGAAACAGGCCGAUAAUGAAAGGGUAAUUUUAUCUCAUGAGCUCAAAACGUUGAAAAAUGAGUAUCAAACUCGUAAAGAUGAAUGGGAGCAGUUACAACGUGACUUUAAUAAAGAAAUGGAUGGGCUGAUGACUGAUAAACAGAAAGCUGAGACCGAGGCCCAAGGCACACAACGGUUAUUAGAAGAGAAAGGUCGCUUAGAAACCGAACUUAGUGAAACUCAAGAUAAACUAUUAGCAAUACAAGUUAAACACGAUAAAUUAAACGAACAGCAUGAAGAGCUAUCAGAGAAAUAUUAUUCUAUACUCACCAAAUCAGCCGAAGAUAAAAGCAAAUUUAUUGAGGAAAACACAACAUUACAACAGAAGAUUCAUGUGAUUGAAUCAGAACAGGAUAAAUUGAAUGCAACCAUUGAAUCAUUAAAUAAAGAAAUCCAAGAAUAUAAGGAUAAGGUGCAUCUUUUAGAGACACAAGGACAAGGACCUGCCAUAGUUCAAUUACAGCGUGACCUCGAUACACUCAAGAAAGAACAUGAAGAGUUACAAAAGUACAGUGAAUCAUACAAAGAUUUAGCAGAAUCAAGAGGAAAGUCUUUAGAAGAAAACGAAGGAUUAUACCUUGAAUUGAAAACCGCUGCGGAUCAAGAAAUAAAUGAGAAGAAUGUCACGAUAGCAGCGCUUCAAGAGGAACUACAAAAAAUUAAGGAUGAACUCACAUCGAAGGAAGACAAUCUUAAUAAACAGCUAAAGGAACUUUCUGAUGCCCUUGAUCAGUUAAGUAUUUCACAACAACAAUUAAAUGAACUUAUGUCAAGCUCGGCUGCCAGAGACCAGCAGCAUAGUGAAGAGACGAAGAGACGAGAAAUUUUGUUGGAAGAAUCACAGCAAAAUUAUAAUAGAGAGCUUGCAGCUCAUGCAGCUGCUGUAAAAUCUUUGAAUGACUUACAGCUUCAGCAUAAAGAAUUACAGGAAGAAUUUGAUCAAUUGAAGGAAAUAUCCAAACAAGCAGAAUCCUCGUGGAAUAAUGCAAGAACACGAUUGGAAAAAGAAUUAGCAGACUCUCAACAAACGUGCAAUGAUCUUGGAAACGACAACAAAGUUCUUCGUAAUUAUUUCAAUAAUAUGACCACAGAUAAGGCUUCUCAGUAUCACGUGAUAUCUCUGUUGCGAAGUGAUCAACAGAAGGUAGAAGCAGAAAAAGAAUAUUACGCAAAACAGUCCGAGCGGUAUAAGGCACAAUUAGAACAAACCCAAAAGAAUUAUGAUGAAACACAAGCAUUACUCCUUAAGGAACGAGCGGAAAAGUCUUCUCCUGAUAAGCAACUUCGAAAUGAACUUCUAGAGGCGCAAAAAUUAUCAAAAAUUCUAGAUGAAAGUAAUCAGACCUUACGAAACGAAAAGGAAAAUUUAGAUAAGAAGAUGUCAGAGUUGGAGUCUUCAUUAAAAGAAUCUGAAGAGAAAAAUGGUUCUCUUGAAGCUGAAAUCCGAAACUUGAAGGUUGACGUUAGCACUUCUAAACAAGAAAUAACCCUUCUUAAAGACGACAACAAUAAAUGGAAGGAUAGGUUCCAAACCGUGCUUAAGAAAUAUGGAACAGAAGUCGAAUCACUGACACAAGACCUUAAUAAAGCAAAAAGUGCAUACGAAAAUACUAUCAAGACUACUAAGGCUCAGUACGAAAACUUGAAAGCACAAGCAAUAAAGCUCAAAAAUGAAAAGGAUGGUAUCAAGACAAAGGCCGAACAAUUAGAGAAAGAAAGUGUACAGUUGAAACAGGAGAAUACGAAUUCGAAGCAGGAAAUUACAAAAUUAAAGGAGUUAAAUAAAAAAAUCCACAUGCAUAUGCAGGGUAUACAACGAAGAGCUGGAGAAUUAAAGAAGGAAAAUGAAGAAACGAAAAAACAAAUCGAAGAGUUGAAAAGCCAAGCCGAAGAGUUUAAGAAACAAACCGAUGAAAAGACUAAGCAAUUUGAAGAAGAUCGUGCAGAAUUCUUGAGAGUAAAGGCCCAAGAGUCUAUUUAUACGAGUAGGUUGAAAAGAAUGGAGGCCGAAAAUUCUGAUUUGAAACAAAAAGUUCAAUCUUUAUCUGAAAGUUCUUCAAAAGCAGAAAGUGCCAAUCAACCAACAGCCGAAACUACCACAAAAGACACGGUAGCAUUGGCAGAAGAUUUUUUGCAAUCGUUAACAGCAUUGCCUAUAGCACCUACUUCACCUUCAAUGUCAGUGACUCCCAAUCCACCUGCAACUCCAACUGCUCUAAUAAAAUUAGAUUUAAACACAGCAAAUGCUUCACCCAAAAGCCCUCUCCAAGCUACGCAAGAAUUACCUAUCGACAAACAGGACGAUGUUUCACAAUCACCAAGUGUUUCACCAAGUGUUCAACCAGCCAAUAUUCAAUCAAACAAUGUUCAACCCGCCACUACUAGCGGUGUUGAUAGUCCGAAUACAACUACUUCGGUAUUGGUUAAACCUUCUGGUAAUAAUAAUAAUACUGGUCAGAUGCAAAAUGUACCAAGGGAAAAACCUCCUGUUAAAAUUCAAAGACAUCGUGGACCGACGGUUCUUCCAGGUUCGCCCCGUGUAGACCCGGUUCAAAUAGCAUCUCCUACACCUACUACCGAGGAACAAUCAUCAACCCAGCCACAAACUGUGCCGGAUACAGAAAAAGUUGCUCAAACAUCCGAAAUACCGGAAACAGAUGUAGCUGUUCAACCAGUAGUUCAACAAGCAUCAACCGAAAUAGUUUCACUUCGGCCUGCCGAAUCCGAACCACAAACUUCCGAAGUGGCAGAAGAAGCUUCUUCUACUGAAACUUUGACUGGACAUAAGCGUUCUCGGAAUGAGGUUGAAGAAGAACAGCUUUCUACUACAGCUACGCAAGCCGAAGACGUUAAUACUACAACAAUUCCCUCAAACGUUGCAGACGAAGGAAAUGAGGGAGAGAAUGUUAAUACCGUUAUUCCAGUUAUAAUUGAAGAUGUUGAUGAAAAUCCUGCAACGAAAAAGAUGAAACUUGAAGAAUAA